This is a messenger RNA of Lates calcarifer (barramundi perch), 3184 nucleotides long. RefSeq names its product signal transducer and activator of transcription 2 (gene stat2). Gene Ontology annotation, molecular function: DNA-binding transcription factor activity, RNA polymerase II-specific; RNA polymerase II cis-regulatory region sequence-specific DNA binding. Gene Ontology annotation, biological process: regulation of transcription by RNA polymerase II; type I interferon-mediated signaling pathway; response to peptide hormone. The record is from RefSeq and is a predicted model, not a curated record. The transcript is spliced from 24 exons. NCBI's taxonomy places the organism in Eukaryota, Metazoa, Chordata, Actinopteri, Centropomidae. The coding region runs from base 164 to 2557 and encodes 797 amino acids.
ACAUUCACACGCCUGUUCCUUUUCUGUUGUUUUGUUUUACCAACAUCUAGCAGCAGCUACAAUUAGCCAAUAACACAAGAAGCAAGAGGUAGCUAUGCGCCUGUUUUAAUUUGAUACUUAGCUACUAAGACAUCUCCAAGUGAACUGACAGCAUAAAGUAAGGAUGGCCCAGUGGGACAGACUGAGGCAGCUACCUGUUGUGUACACACAGCAGCUACACGAGCUCUAUGACAGGGAUGCUUUACCUAUGGAUGUUCGGCACUACCUGUCUGCAUGGAUAGAGAAGCAGGAGUGGCAGCGAGCAGCUCGGGACCAUGACUUGGCUGUGGUGCUGUUACAGGUCCUGCUGGAGAAUCUGGACAUCCAACACAGCCGCUUUGUCCAGGAGGAAUCAUUCUUAAUGCAGCACAACAUAAGACGCUAUAAACAGAACUUUCAGAGGUACCUGGAAGACCCAUGUGCAUUGGCAAGCACAAUCCUCUGGUUUUUGGAGAAAGAGAAGGAAAUUCUGCAGACUGCUGAUCUGGCCGAACAGGUCCAGUCUUUGCAUGUAGAGCAGGAAGCCAUGGAGACAAGCAGCCAGCAGGACCUUGAGCGUAAAAUGGCGGGCCUCAGGAAUGAAGUCCAGUGCAUGGAACAUACAAUGAUAUGUCUGGAGGAGCAGCAAGAUGAGUUUGAUUUCAAAUACCAAACCCACAAGAUGGAAGCUGUGGUAGAUGAGGCUGUGAGGAAAACUCAAAUCAGAGUUCUUCAGUCACUUGUCAACAGACUGAACGAUUGUAGAAAGAGCACGCUGUCAGACCUAAAUAAACUCCUGGACAGGACUGAAGACCUAAUUGACAUAUUGGUGAAGAAGGAGCUGGUGGAGUGGCAGAGGAGGCAGCAGAAGUCCUGCAUCGGUGCUCCAGAUGACGUUUGCCUUGAUCAGCUGGAGAAGUGGUUCACCUGUGUGGCAGUGUGUCUGUUCCAGGUGCGGGAGUUCCUCAGUAAGCUGGAGGAGCUGGUAGGAAAAGUGUCCUAUGACAACGACCCUGUGAAGUCCCAGAGACCCACACUGCAGAGGAGAACAGAUGCUCUACUGAAUGACUUACUCAAGAGUUCCUUUGUGGUUGAGACUCAGCCAUCCAUGCCUCAGGGGAAAGGCCCUCUAGUUCUCCGCACAAAUGUCCAGUUCUCUGUCAAAACCAGACUUCUUGUGAAGUUUCCUGAGCUGAACCACUCCAUGAAAGUGAAUGUAUCCAUGGAGAGGGAGGCUCCUCAGAUCAAAGGAUAUCGACGUUUUAACGUCCUGGGGACCAAAACCAAGGCUUUGAACAUGGCGGAGAGCCAGAGUGGAGGCAUGGUGGCUGACUUCAGACAUCUGACUCUGAAGGAGCAGAAGUCUGGGGGUGGCAACAAAGGAGGCAGUGAUAUUCCUCUCACUGUUACAGAGGAGCUGCACAUCAUCUACUUUGACACUGUAUUUGAGCUGAAAGGCCUGUCGGUUCAGUUGCAGGCCUCCUCCCUCCCAGUGGUCAUUAUCUCAAACUCCAGCCAGCAGCAGAGUGCCUGGGCUUCUAUCCUCUGGUUCAAUAUGCUCAGUCUGGACACCAAGGACGUCAUGUUCUUUGCCAACUGUCCCGCAGCCACUUGGCCCCAGUUUGGAGAGAUGUUGAGCUGGCAGUUUCUCUCUGCCACUAAACGUGGUCUGAAUGCUGACCAGCUGCAAAUGAUUGCACACAGACUCUUUGGAAAGCAGAAGGACUAUGACACCUGCAAAGUCGCUUGGUCAAAAUUUAGCAAGGAGAAUUCUCCUGACACUUUCUGGGUGUGGUUUGAUGGCAUCCUGGUGAUGGUGAAAACAUUCCUUGAAGACCUAUGGAGGGAUGGCCUCAUCAUGGGUUUUGUGAGCAAAGGCAAAGAGAAGUCUCUACUGAAGAAAAAACAGAGGGGCACGUUCUUGUUGCGCUUCAGUGAAAGUGUCAUCGGUGGAAUCACUUUCUCCUGGGUGGAUAUUGAUGAUUUUGGUCAGCCAGAUGUGAAGACAGUCCAGCCCUUCACCAAAGUUGACCUUACCCAGAUCCCCUUCCAUGAAAUCAUCAGGAACUUCCAGAUCUUAGAAGCUGAAAAUAUCCCAGAAAAUCCUCUUCUUUAUCUGUAUCCCAACACCCCUAAAGAUGAGGCUUUCAGGAAAUACUACUCUGAGAAGACUGGAGAUGACAGUCCCUACAUCAAGUACAUCAAAACCAAGUUGGUGUUUGUUUCAAAAGAGAACACACUGGAGGCUAGGUCACUCGUGUCCUCUGACAUGGCACAGGGUGAAGGCCUGGAGCCAGUGAAUGGCCUGUGUGGAGAGGCAGCUGAACAAAGCGAGAAUCCUUCACCUCUGGAAACCUAUCACCCUGAUCCCCUGCUGUCUGGCCCUGAUGAGCCUCCACAGGAAUUACUGAUGUAUCUCAACAAUCCCAACAUCUUUAUGGACUCUGACAUGUUUGAAGAUGACCCGGGGCAGCCUGAUUUCAGUCUUCAAGAAUUCGGUUUCCUGCCCCCACAAACCUGUGGAAGCAUGUACCAAUGAGCAUCUGUUGUGUAUAUGGAUAUUAACCAAACCACUCUAUCACUCAUCGUCAGCUUUACUCUCUGCUAUUUACGUCGCAACAAUCAAUGUCACAAAACUCCUGCUGAUACCAUAAUAGUUUGCUUUGAAUAUUGUUCUUAUGAAGUACCUGACAGCCCCUCUGAUAAUCCUGUUAGUCAAUAUUAAUAAAAUAGAAUAGCUUUUUCGGAUCAGCAAUUAGGGUUGGUAUGUUUCUUUAAAUUAUUUAAUCCUAACCAUUGUAUGUCAUUUUCAUCAUUAAUCAUGUUUUAUAAUGUUAAUCAUUGUUAAAAAUGAUUCUGUGAAGCUAUUUGAAGACAAAAAAGAGAGAUAAUUGAAUGAGAUGGAGUCCUAGCCACUCCCCUGGGGCCCUGUUAUUUAAACCCUUUUUUAUUAGAAGUAUAGCAGAGUACAUUGCGUAGACUGCACAUAACUUAUUUUUUGUUUGUUUGUUGUGAGUCCCUUUAUGAUUUUAAUGUUGCUGCCUUCAUCAUGUGACAAACUACUAAAACAUGGUACUGCCUCCUUUUUUAGUUAUAUGCUUCUAUAUUGACCUGCUCAUUCAAACCAUAAUAAAGUAGUAUUAUCAAUAAAAGGGAAAUGACCUGC